This is a messenger RNA of Aspergillus niger, 279 nucleotides long. RefSeq lists its product as hypothetical. Lineage: Eukaryota; Fungi; Ascomycota; Eurotiomycetes; Eurotiales; Aspergillaceae. The transcript is spliced from 3 exons. The coding region runs from base 1 to 279 and encodes 92 amino acids. The record is from RefSeq and is a predicted model, not a curated record.
AUGGGUCGCUUUGAAGUCCGAGAACGUGGGGGAUGCCGUGGGGGGUUCGGAGGCGGUCCGAUCAACACAAUCGCCAGUGGACUCUGGACACUGCCAUUCGGUAUCACCAUUAGAAACGUUUCUUCCGAGCUUGGCGAUGAUCGGCCCGUACUUGAUGUUGUCGGGCUUUUCCGCCGUCCAUUGAAUUUCGUGCCCACUUCCCGCUCCAUUGCUAUGUUGACGCACACUCGUUCAAAAGGGAGGAAAUCAUGGGUGCUUGAUGAUGAUGAUGUUAACUAA